AUGAAGCUCAAAGGAAUACUCCACGCUCUUUUGGUGCUAGGAGCUUCUGGGGUAGUCCUGACAGACACGACCCACGAUUCCAGCGGACUCUACGAUCUCGAACUUCACGACGGAAAUGACGCGACAAUCCAGAAAAAUUAUAAAGGAUGGGUGAACCCCGAGGACCUUCCUCCUAUGCCACAGUGCAUCGCUCAGCAAGACCAAACCGGCUGGUUGAGUGCCAUGACAAAAUGCACCAGACAUCGAUGCACCCACUGGUUCAUUUUCUGUACGCACUAUCAGUGGCUCACUGAACUUAGCUGUCUCAGAAAUGAAUUCUCCCCGAGUACCAUACAACGUUACAUUUCGUACUGCAGUCGGUCGGUACUCGCCGAAGCACAACUGGCCGAAUGGAUACAGCACAUCACUGGUCGGAAUUGGCUGGUACACCUCGGCGACACCAAUGGGUUACAGAGUUUGUCCCCCAGAAGCUUGACGCAAGGAUUCAAGACCGUCAGCGUUGAAGAAAAGGCACCUACGUGUCUCAAAAAAUCGACAUCGCAAAUCAACGAGCCGUUUGAACAUGUCAUGGCAUCUUGCGGUUUCACAAGCACAACACUUCACGAGGGGAACGCAGAUCGACCCUGGGAAUACAGCACGGCUCGAAAAUCCAUGACUGCCCUUGGCUUUGAUACCGCUGGGUAUGACCUAACCAACUCGCACAUACCUCUGGGCGAGUAUUUCGACAAAGAAUGCUUUUGCAAUUAUUUCUCGAUCGACCCCAAGCACGAACCGUGUUCGGAUCAGCUCGACUUGGCAAAGGAAAGACUAUGGCUGCAUGCCAUAUGCGGAUCUUCACAACUGCCUGUGAAUUGGAAAAAGUCAUUGAAAGUUGUUGGAGAAAACUAUAUCCCGACUUACAGGUGGGCGAGUUCUUCAGACCUGCCAGACCUCCCGCAGAGCAUCCCAGAACUUUCUGAACAGUGUCGAACUGAGGCGUGCAAUACCGACCCCGAAGGAUUUUGCCAGGUAGAGUCCGCCAUAGACAGAACCUGUGUUUGUGGCAAACUCGACUAUAGUCUUUGUCAAGGACCUUGCCAAAACUUCGAGUCAAGAAAGAAGUACGUUUGGUGGCUGGUAGAUCUCUGCGAUGAUUUUGAAGACUGGCAUGGGCUGCCCAAUGACUGGCAUGAACUAUUGGCACCUCGGCCUCGCGACAUGAUCCCAUGGCGUUGGAUUUUGAGACCAGAAAGCGACAGAGACAUAAACUGUCCGUCCUAUGCAGCGAACCUCAGCAGCCUUGCCUUUGUCAACAUAGCGAUUGCUCUUGCUGUGUACUUUGGCGAGAGGUUCUCUCGAAAUGUCAAGGCUCCCGAAUCUCCCCCACAAAGUCCAGCUUGGGUCCUCCGAGGACUUGUACUUGCCAGUGUUCAAGCAGCAGGCCACUGGAUCGCAAUCAAUACUAUUCAGAGUACACCAGGCUAUGAGAGUGUUCCUACAUUGCAACUGAUACUUCUCUUGUGCACAAUGCCCCGUCUUGGCUGGCUCGCGAUAGCACCGAAAGAAAUUCAUUGUUCCGAAUCAAAAGAUCUGACCGCGGCAUGUUCAGCGCUCUACGCGGAGGGUUUCCUGCAGAUCCCCAACUUGUAUUCAAUGACUACGGUUUUGAAUUAUGGAUUUCGCAAUGGUUUCUAUUUCGGUGUUUUGCCUUAUACAGAGUUGGGAUACUCCGCUUGGAUGAUGUACGGCGGAGCGCUCCUGUGGCUCGUUGCUGUUGCUUUGAUUGUUGUAAUUGUCAUCCGAAUCCUGCGUCCAGUAUUCGCCACCCAUACUCUCAUAUACACAGUAUCAGAGGACCUAUCCAAGUGCGAUGGCAAUAAAUGCACAUCAACAAAUGAAAGAGAUGAAACUGGUCACUUGUUGAUCAAUCCUGAGUACAGCGGUUUAGGAGAGAGGCUCAGAUAUGGCACUAUACCAGAGGUGGCUGGGCCCAGUCAACCCCCCAACAGUCUAAGGGAGCCUCAUCUGAGUCUGUACGUUGUUUUGACUGCCGGCUUUCCCGUGAUAUUCCUAGCUCAAUGUCUCUUCUGGAUUGGAUUCGUUCGUGUUAGUGGAGCCAAUUACUGCCCUCCCUUACUUGGUAUCUUAACCUCCGUAUGGACAGCUUCUUCACUGAUUCAGGUCGCUCUCAAAUUCAUUAUCUAG
This is a messenger RNA of Fusarium venenatum, 2184 nucleotides long. The record is from RefSeq and is a predicted model, not a curated record. NCBI's taxonomy places the organism in Eukaryota, Fungi, Ascomycota, Sordariomycetes, Hypocreales, Nectriaceae.